AUGCGCUCUGCUUCGCCCCCCCGAAAGUUUCCGGGCCACGGCUUCAAAGUGAUCAGCAAUAUCGAAAAGCUAGAGGAAGAGAAUUGGGAGUGGUACAAGCCAGGCCUCUUCUACCCUGUUUGUAUUGGCCAAGUCUUCAAUUCACAGUACAAAGUCUUGGGCAAACUUGGAUACGGUUCGUGCUCGACUGCAUGGCUCUGUCGCGAUCUCAGGGGACACAAAUACGUUACAUUGAAAGUAUGCGAGAUGAACUCCCCCUCGGUUCGCCGCGAGAUUGCCGCCUACAGUCAUCUGGACACGGUUACGACGAACAACCCGGGAGCCUUACUCGUUCGGGGGCUGCUUGAUUCUUUCAAAGCUAUGGGGCCAGCUGGUGAACACCAGUGCCUGGUUCAUGAGCCUCUUGGCAUGAGCAUGGAGACACUACGGCAGCUGAGUCCUGGCCGAAAGCUCCCCGAACCCCUCCUCAGAGCCUUCUUGACCCAUGUACUGCAAGCUCUUGAUUUCUUGCACACAGAUGCAAAAAUUGUCCAUGCCGACUUGCAAGCGAGAAAUAUACAUCUUAGAAUCGAGGAUGAGUCGAUUCUGAGACAUUUUGAAGCGGCUGAGCUAAGCGACCCAAGCCGUCGCAAAAUCGAUGGAGAUCGGGUGAUUUAUGAGUCUCGAGGGCUUAUACGACCCGAGAAGCCUGGUCGCCCAAUCCUUUGUGAUUUUGGCGAAGCUCGCUUUGGAAAGAAGACUUACAUUGAUGAUAUUCAGCCGUACGUUUAUCGGGCACCAGAGAUUAUACUUGACAUCCCGUGGACCUACAGUGUUGAUAUCUGGAAUGUUGGGGUCAUGACUUGGGAUGUUUUCGAGAACAAGCACCUGUUCAGCGCUCAAGAUAGCGACGGCAGGCGCUCAAGCCUGCAGCACAUUGCCGAAAUGGUUGCCGUGCUGGGACGACCUCCGUUGGAUUAUCUUCAGCGUACGGAGACGUCAUGGGAGUACUUUGAUCGUUCUGGCAACUGGAAAGGCGCGGUUGAGAUCCCAACAAUUUCCUUGGAGGACUCGGAAGAACAACUGGGCGGUGAGAGUAAGGCUCUGUUUCUAGAUUUUUUGCGCAACAUGUUAUGCUGGAUUCCGGAGGAGAGACAGACCGCAAAACAGCUGCUGAACCAUCCAUGGCUGAACAAGUGA
This is a messenger RNA of Cordyceps militaris CM01, 1179 nucleotides long. RefSeq names its product CDK4/6, putative. NCBI's taxonomy places the organism in Eukaryota, Fungi, Ascomycota, Sordariomycetes, Hypocreales, Cordycipitaceae. Gene Ontology annotation, molecular function: ATP binding; protein kinase activity. The coding region runs from base 1 to 1179 and encodes 392 amino acids. The transcript is spliced from 4 exons. The record is from RefSeq and is a predicted model, not a curated record. Gene Ontology annotation, biological process: protein phosphorylation; spliceosomal complex assembly; regulation of mRNA processing.